Molecule: messenger RNA, 3502 nt
Organism: Cephus cinctus (wheat stem sawfly)
Lineage: Eukaryota; Metazoa; Arthropoda; Insecta; Hymenoptera; Cephidae
Gene: Ars2
Product: serrate RNA effector molecule homolog
Exons: 16
Coding region: 110-2938 (942 amino acids)
Biological process (GO): mRNA processing; primary miRNA processing
Cellular component (GO): nuclear body
Molecular function (GO): nucleic acid binding
Source: RefSeq, a predicted model, not a curated record
AAGCGCCAUAAAACUGACGCGUCUUUGGCAAGGGUGGGGACGUCCUCCAUACUGGAAUGGUAUACAACGGUAUAUGUGAAGUAGAAUUGGCGAUAUAAAUCAUACUGUCAUGGCUGAUUCAGAUGAUGAGUACGAUCGUAAAAGGCGUGAUAAGUUUCGAGGUGAAAGAACAGAAUCAUACUCUAGGGAAGGUCGUAGAGAUGAUCGACGUAGAGAAGAAUGGGUCGAUAGUGAUUAUUCCAGAGAAUGGUCCAGCCGCCCUCGUGCACGGCCGGAUUAUAGAGAAUACAGGGGCGGUGGAGGUGGUGGUGGUCGUGAAAGAUACAGUCCUGCAAGAUCCCAAGAAAUGGCACCACCUAUGAAGAGAAUGCGUACCGAUUGGGACGAUAGACCGCGCUACGGUCAUGAUUAUUACGGCGGCGGUAGUUCUUGGGGUCCGGAUCACUAUCCCCCACCUCACCAUGGCAACCAUCACUAUGGCAAUCAUAGUAACAGCAGCAGACCGUUCUCUAUUCAAAGUAGUCGUGAAGUGAGUGGAAACUUCAGUAAUUCAAAUGUUGAGACCCAACCACCGAUGAUGACCUUCAAAGCUUUCCUUGGGACACAAGAGGACACCAUUACAGACGAAGAAGCUAUAAAACGCUAUAACGAGUACAAAUUAGAGUUCAGACGACAGCAGCUGAAUGAGUUCUUCGUGGCACACAAAGAUGAGGAAUGGUUCAAGAUAAAGUACCAUCCUGAGGAAUCUAUCAAGAGAAAGUAUGAGCAGGUAUCUGCGCUUAAAAAACGUGUGGAGGUAUUUUUGGAAAUGCUUGAUACGGGUGGAAUAGACAAAGUCUCAGUGGAUGCCGAUCAAGCGGAUGUACUUUUACAUCUUUUGGAUGCAGUUGUAAUAAAGUUGGAGGGUGGUACUGAAGAGGAUCUUAAAGUUCUUGACGCGAAACCUCUUCACCACCCAGUGCCAAAAGAGCCAGUAGUAACAGUUAAGGAGAAAGAAGAAGUCAAAGAGCAAAAGAACAAAGUGGAUAUCCAGAAGAAGCCUGAAAGCAGUGAUCCUGAAAAAGUCGAGGAUUCCACAAAUGAUAAGAAGGGUGAUGAGGAAGAGCAAAAUGGUGACGUUGAACUGAAAGAAGUCGAAAAGGAAGCAGAAGCGGAAGUAGCGGUUGAACAGGUUGAUGAAAAUCUAGAAGAAAUGAAAGCUGACGAUGAGACUCCAGUGUCUGAAGAAACAGUAGAAAAACCUGCUGAGGUCAAUUCGAAGAAACGUAAGCGCACUGACAGCAACAGCAGCAGCAGCAGUACUAGUAUUAGUAGUUCAUCGGACAGUGACAGUAACAAACCAGAUACGCCAAAGGCUGAUACUCCUACCGAGGAGAAACCAGCAGAUAAGUCUGAGAAGGAAGCUGAUAAGGAGACUAAGGAGGAGGACGAUGAGGAGGAUAAGGGCGAAGUGGAAUGUGUCGAAACAAAAAAAGAUGCACUAGAACCCGAAGCAGUCAUUGACUUAGCAAGCGAGGAUAAAGAUAAGGAACCACGAGCUCUUCAUAAGACCAGCAGCAUCUUCCUCAGAAACUUGGCUCCUACUAUAACCAAAGCGGAAGUCGAGGCGAUGUGCAAACGUUUUCCUGGAUUCUUACGUGUUGCCAUUGCCGAUCCACAACCUGAACGUCGCUGGUUCCGUCGCGGUUGGGUAUCCUUUGAACGUCAAGUGAACAUCAAGGAGAUUUGCUGGAGUCUCAAUAAUAUUCGGCUACGUGAUUGCGAACUGGGCGCCAUAGUGAACCGAGACCUUUCUCGACGUAUUCGUACCGUGAAUGGAUUAACGUCCCAUAAACAAAUUGUCCGCCAUGAUAUUAAACUGAGUGCAAAAAUUGUACACAACUUAGACAACAGAGUAGGUCUCUGGAAUGAAGAGAGGAAGGAUGACAAUGCCACGAAAGAUGAAGAUAAAGAAAAUAAAGCAGCUCAAAGCGCCAACGAAGCCGAACAAGCUGCGUUUGGAUUAUCCUCGAAGAAUCCUGUGCUCAAGAAUAUUACAGAUUAUCUUAUUGAAGAGGCAUCUGCAGAAGAAGAGGAACUAUUGGGAAUGUCAGGUGAUCAGGAAGAAGGGCAACUUGGUGGAGAUGGCGAUGGACCAAUCGAAAGGGAUCCCAAUCUCAUAAAGGUCUUGGAUAGGUUAGUCUUGUACCUACGGAUAGUGCACUCUGUCGAUUAUUAUAAUCACUGCGAAUAUCCCAACGAGGAUGAGAUGCCGAACAGAUGUGGAAUAAUGCACGUGAGAGGCUCUCCUCCCAAUACCAAAGUUUCUAGUACCGAGUUGUCUGAAUACUGUAGAAAUUUUGAAAGUAAAAUGGCCGCCUUCCUAGCGCCCGUAGCUACUCUUUCAUCUGAAGAAUUCGACAAACUUGGUGCAAAGAACGCUGAAGCUGAAGUUGAAAAAUUCGUGCAAGCCAACACCCAGGAAAUUUCUAAGGACAAAUGGCUGUGUCCACUCAGCGGCAAGAAGUUUAAGGGUCCUGACUUCAUUCGCAAACAUAUCUUCAACAAGCACGGUGAAAAGGUUGCGGAGGUCAAAGCAGAAGCGGAAUAUUUCAACAAUUAUCUCAAGGAUCCUAAGCGACCGCAGCUUCCUGAACAUCCAGGAAAUAAGGCACCACCUAGGGAAGGACCACGAGAAGGAUUCCCACCUUAUGGUUGUGGAGCCUUUGGAGGAUACGGCGGUGGCGGUGGAGGCGGCGGUGGCGGCGGCGGUGGUGGUGGCUAUGGAGGCGGUCGAGGAGGAUACGGUUCCGGCUAUGGAGGUGGUUUUGGAGGAGGUUUUGGUAUGCCUCGUCCAAAUCGUGGCGGUUUCAACAGGGGACGGGCUGCUCCGGAUUCGACGUCGAGGCCCAUUAUUAGUUAUAACGACUUGGACCAGCCUGACGUGGACAUAUUCUAAGUUUUAAUAACAACCGCGAUUUUUCACUUGGUAAUACGGCCAAGGACGAUUUCACAAUGUCGGAUGUCAUUCGUGCCAGCAGAUUCUUAUCUGGAUUACGUAACACAUGAAAUCACAAAAAAAAAAAAGAAAGAAAGGAAUAGUGAGAGAGACAAUGCGAAAAAAUGGGGAAGUGAAAGAAAAUAGACAAACCAAAAACCUUGCCAUUCGCGCUUACAUAUAUUUUCCCACAGUGUUGUCUUAUACCGUGUUACAAAAUCAGCACAAAAACUUUUAACCGCGCUUACCGUUAUCUUGCGACUUUCUGUGCACAAUAACAAACAAGAUACGAUUUUACAUUAAACAGACGAAAUUUAUUCGAUAUUAAACGUCUCGUGAGAUUGUCCACGUGACGUAUCGAUUAAAUAAUUUUUCUCGAAGCGAACGUACGAUCCAUCGUCCAAUAAAAAUUUACAUUUUAUAAAUUGAUAUCUGUAAGUAGCAGCCAUCGGCAAUUGGUCGAUCCUGCGACGUAGACACGGCAGACUAACGUAAAGGAAAAGAAAUAAAUAUAUUCCUUGCUGA